Eptesicus fuscus (big brown bat) is the source of this 2134-nucleotide messenger RNA. It is a transcript of the gene VAMP3, whose product is annotated as vesicle associated membrane protein 3. The transcript has 5 exons. The coding region runs from base 100 to 411 and encodes 103 amino acids. The record is from RefSeq and is a predicted model, not a curated record. Gene Ontology annotation, biological process: vesicle fusion; vesicle-mediated transport; SNARE complex assembly. Lineage: Eukaryota; Metazoa; Chordata; Mammalia; Chiroptera; Vespertilionidae. Gene Ontology annotation, cellular component: SNARE complex; plasma membrane. Gene Ontology annotation, molecular function: syntaxin-1 binding; SNAP receptor activity.
CGUCAUCGGCCCCCGCGCCACCACCGCUCCGCCCAGGUCCUGGCCUCCGGUCCAGCUCCGCCGCUCCGUCGACACUCGCCCGCCGCCACCGCCGCCAAAAUGUCUACAGGUGCGCCUGCAGGUCCAACUGCCUCUGGCAGUAACCGGAGACUUCAGCAGACACAGAACCAAGUGGACGAGGUGGUGGACAUCAUGCGCGUGAACGUGGACAAGGUGCUGGAGCGAGACCAGAAGCUCUCCGAGUUAGACGACCGCGCGGACGCACUGCAGGCCGGGGCUUCCCAGUUUGAAACAAGUGCCGCGAAGCUGAAGAGGAAGUACUGGUGGAAGAACUGCAAGAUGUGGGCCAUAGGGAUCGGCGUUGUGGUCAUCGUCAUCAUCAUCAUCAUCGUGUGGAGUGUGUCUUCGUGAAGAACCAGGGAGCCUCCCGCCUGCUCUUCUGGAAGCCUCGACGAGACGUGGACUUAGAGCCUGCUCUCCUAUCAAGCUUACAAACUGUCAUAUGUACAAUGAUUAUUCUCUGCUCGUUAAUGUCAAGUUUGAUUCUUAGGAAAUGUGCCUUUUUUUUUUUUUAACGUACACUCCAAUCUAGAAGCGUGGUCAGCCCAGCCCGCAUUUUGCACAGUGCCUUUACCACUUUACACUUUACACACGGGCUGAUGAGAGACUUCCGGAUUGCAGAGUGCAUAACCUAGCAGUAGCGUUGUCUGAGUAAUCGCCUUUAAUUCCAGUUAGGGAACUUUCUUCCAAGUUAGCUAUCCUCGUCACGUGACCUUAUCUUCAGAACCACAUUUAACCCUUUGGGUAAUCAGAUCCCUGUCUGUGCCUUCCAGAGAGAACACUACGGUCUCCCUCAAAUCUGUGACCACGACAGGUUGUGCCUUAUUUUGCUCCUGUUCUGGUUCCUUAGGAGAGAACCCUCUACUGUCUGUAAGCACUACUGACGCCGUCGCUGUGUAUAAAAUAAGAUGCUGGGCAAAAACUUUUGUUCUUACAUUAGAAACGAAGAUGUUUACUUGUUAUUGUUUUGUAUCAUAUUUUAAAAAUAUUUUAAUCAGAAAUAACCUCUUUAAAACAUUUUGAUAGAACUAUGGCUAUGACCAAAGUUCCUAUUUUGCCAAAAAGUUAAAUCCCAGUAAAAUGCCCUUGAGUCUGCUCCUGACAGAUAAAUUCCAACAGGUGACAGAUGGAACUCCAGGUGCGCUUCAGAAUUCAAGUUGUAACAUUGCUUCUGAAGCUUCUACAUCCUGACGGGCCUUUCUUGCCUUAAAACCCUGCAGGUGUUACAACGCCCCUUCCUAGUUAGCGUGUGUCCUGGGGUUAGAGAAGGUUCCAGCUAGACCCUGACCAUCUCCCACCUAGAGAGAUUGCAGAAUACAGCCGUGGGCUCCCGUGUGUUCUGAGAAUUAUGUGAGCAACAGUGUUGUCACCUUCAAGGAAGACCAUCUGUGAGCUGGUCAUUAUUUGGCCCAGGCCUCAUAGACUGUAGCUUUUUGGAGUUAGUUUCUAUUUUUAUUGGUAUUCCACUUCCUAACUCUGUCUCCUGCAUUCUGCCUUCAGUUAGCAUUGGUCAGGGUGCUGACUUCUCCCAGAUGGCUGACGGAGACAGUCUUUCUUCGCUGUCAUAGGCUCAGACUGUCUGCACAGGACCUGCUCUGGAGUCGCUGUUGUCAUCUGAGAGGUUUUUGUUGAGACUCAGCGUCAGGCUGUGGGCUCAGGGCGGGAAGUCGGGUAUGAAGGAAGACAGGCAGGAGGCCCGGAGGGGGAAGCAGAGGUUUACACUCCGCCUCUGUCCUGGGAGCUCGUGCUAGCACGUGACUUACGGAGCAGCAGCAGUUGAGUCCACCAGGACACGGGUCCAUUCCUGUGGCGUCUGUUCCCCGACGGCACUGAAAUGGUUGAACACGCCCAGCUGUGAGAAGGAAGCAGCCCUCAGUGUAGGGACGUUAGCCCCCUCGGCUCCGGGUCUCUGGCCGCGUCUGACAUUGAAACUUUGGUGCUCUCUCCUUGGCCUUAGCUCAGUCCCAUGUAACCCACCGGCUCCUGCAUUAACCCAGGAAUACCUCGCUCGUAUCUGCAUUUAGCUGGGAACUUGCCCACUGUAAUGACAUCAAUAAAGUGUUUAUAAACAUAA